Molecule: messenger RNA, 725 nt
Organism: Penaeus vannamei (Pacific white shrimp)
Lineage: Eukaryota; Metazoa; Arthropoda; Malacostraca; Decapoda; Penaeidae
Source: RefSeq, a predicted model, not a curated record
AUGAGCAAGAAGGCGCUGCUCCAAUAUUUAGCCGACAGUUUUUGUAACAAGAAGCAGACGCUGGCUAUUACUACGUGCGUUCGCAUAUUGCUGCUGCUCCUGUGGCUAGUUGUGAAUAGUUCCAAGAAUGAUCUUGUGGGCGCAUGUGGGAAUGUACUAACUCGCCACAUUUACGCAUCUUGGGGAGUUGCUGAGGCUGAGCAAACAUCUGGGCCUGAGGUAGGUCAACUUGCGAACACGUGCGAGGCAUGGGUUGGCCGCGGAAUGCAGGACCACAGCGAUAUACCCUUCUGCUCUGUCUCUUCAGCGGACUCAGAAGAGCGGGAGGUGAGCGCAGUGACAGACUCGCUUCCGCCUCGGGGGUUCCGGCGCCGCGAGACAGUCAUCAUCUGUCAUGACAUCACCUCUCCCUUGGCCCUCUGUCCGCCGUGCCCCGUAGACAGGAAGGGAUGUGUUACACUUGACGUCAGUAGGAUCGUCUUCCGUCUUUGUCUCCGGCGCGCAGAGGAAUGCCUUGGCAGUGGUUGUUUGGGGGAAGUUUCCAAUUUGCGGCCUUCGCGCUCCCCGCUGCGAAUGGCCGCUUUCGACCCCGUUCCAUGCGCGCCGAUGAUAUUGCGGACGUGGCAUGUUGGAUUGGUCCCAUAGAGAGCAGAGAUCAAGAAAUGGUUCAGAUCUGUACACACACACACACACACACACACACACACACACACACACACACACAC